AUAAAAAAUAACCUAAUAAAUAUAUGUUCUGUGGAGCUGAAUCCUCAAAUCUUGAUUCAGCAAAUUUUCACAAAAAAAAAAAAAUCUUGAUUCAGCUAUGGCACUCCUCCUCUUUCGGCUGAGAAGAAGCCCUUUUCUGCUUCGCCGCUUCUGUUCGACCUUCAACUUCAACUCCAACUCCAGCAGCGUCGUCGAUGGCGGCCCCAAUUCCAACUGUACCCUUCCCCGACGAGUAGGUAUAAUGAAACCCUCAUCGGAAAAGUGGAAGCAGUUAUCUGUGAGUUUAUUGAGUUUCAGGGAUAGAUGCGCUAUUGAUGCUCGACUCUUAUCGGAGAAGAUCAAUUCCAGACAAGCUUUUAUAAAUGAGACAAUCAAGAAUCUCGAGAAUCUCUCCAACCCCAACUUGCCUCCGGAAAUCAUCUCUUGGAACUUAAACAGGUUGGAUAGGUUGGUAAAGUUGAAGGAUAUACUGGUGAUGGAAGAUGAGAUGUCAGCGGAGUUGGCCAAUUCCAGACUAACUCGUCUCCAAGAGGUAAUCAUGUCCUGUUCCGAUGAUGAUGAGGAGGAGCGGCUGCAAAACAAGUCUAUUGAAUUGUAUAAGCAUGAGCGGUGGAGUAAAUAUAUCGAACUCAAGAGGUUGAGGAGGAUGGAGUUAAGCUACAACUCCAACCCCACCUUGCUGUGUCAGACGUUGAAAGUCUUGUGUCUCAAGCUCAACACCUUCAAUAGGGUCAUGAGGUUGAAGGAGAUGGUGACCAACAACCACUCUGGACUUACUUCCUUCCUUGUUCAUGUCAUCUUCAACACCUUCUCCCAAGAGACCUCCCAGCCCCCUCCCCUUGACGAGGGCUGGCGCAACACAUGGAAUGAAUUACAUGACAAGUGGAAUGAAUUAUAUCAGACACUCAUCAGGUUGAGUUCGACGGAGGAGAUGGAGAUUCAGGUGCCCACCUCCAUCUUGUGUCAGAGGCUGAACCACUUAAAUAGGUUGAUGAGGUUGAAGGACAUGCUGGUGAAGGAAGAUGAAUUGUCAGCAGUGUUGACCAACUCCAGACUAACUUCUCUCCAAGAAAUCAUCAACAACUUCUCCCAGGUUGAUGAUGAGGGGCCCCUAAACAAGUGGAAUGAAUUAAAUCAGAGACUCGCUUGGUUGCACUCUAUGGAGGCCCAAGAUUCUCAUUUGCUAGCCAUGAGGUCCAACAGUGAGCUAGCUUCCUUGGAGGGUUAUAGAAUGAGGAAACAGCCGCGGCCCCCGUCCCAGAAUUUCGGAAUUGUGGGCAACUGCUGGAUCAAGCCACCAUUGCAGUUGAUGCAAACUGCAUGUGCUCCUCUCCCAGAGCAUCACAAACCUCUCUGAGUUUUGCUGCCUGCGGAUUCCCUAAUAUUUUUAUAAGUUGAACUACCCAAAUCUGAGUAGAAUUUCAUUCUUUAUCAUCUUAUGAAUAGGGGCAAGUUUAGUUUAAUGCUUUGAUGUUUAUUGCCUUUUGUGCCCUCCCUGAAUGUUGAGUGGCUGCAUCUUGUUUUCUCUCUAUCUAUUUAUUUUGACUACUAUUUUGCCUAUCAUUUUCCUUCUGUCUAUGUGUGCCCUUUCUUUCUUCUCAUUUCGUCUUCAUAUGAUAAUUAUGCACUUGUACAAUAGAAGAUAAAUAGGACCACUUAAUCAACUAGUUGAAUGAAAUUGCAUUGUCCUUGCACAAGUCAUCAGCAUUCCAAGAGCACACUACCGUACCUUCUAUAGUUGUAGUUCAUAUCUUAAACCAUGCAUUUUCACAAUCAUUUUCCUUACUGGUUGGUGUGCUAGAAAUUCUAAAUUGAUUCCACAUGUUUAAGAUUUACACAGACUUGGUACUUUGUUUAGAUGAUGAACAUAUUAUUUAGAUGACUUAUUCACUGGCCCGGACCGGACACCAAGUAUCUUUCAGUAUUAAUCACCUCCUCCUAAAAGACAUGUUUAGCAAAACUCUCGAGAAGACAUUCAAAAUGAGAUAGUGAUCUUGCUGAGUCUUCAUUUUUAUAGGAAACAUUUCUUUACCGUUUGUAUGACAUGUGAUGUGAUUAAUAUUUUGUGGAUUGAUUGUGUUUCAUGAUCCCUGAAAUUAAACAUGUAGUUUUCAUAUGUGUCAAUCGAAGUUAUUGUUUACUUCAAGUAUUCUGGAUGAUUAUUAGUUAAGGUCCCUUCCAUAAGAGUAAUUGCUGAAAUCUAGGCUUUCAUGGUAGCACAAGAAAUCUUGGCCUAUUAAUCUCAAUGUUUUUCAAACUUUGUCAAGUAUAGUUGAGCUCCGCCGCCUCCAGAGGCAAUUCCCGGCGAAGUUUCUGGCAAACCUCCGUGAAAACCUAGAUGCUUGACCACAAGUGGGGAAUGGAGAAAGGUCUCGGCUUAUGCCCUGGUGCUAGUCGUGCUGAUCCAGAUUCUGGUGAUGCCCUCUCUUCCCGUCUCAUCUCAUGCAAUCCACAUCAACCCAAUUUUCCAGAUCCAGAUAAAGUCGUGUGGGAAUGGGUUCUAGGUGCUCCUAAGGGAACAUGGGUUUGUUUCAAUGGGAGUGCGUUCUGAUGGAUCUUAUGGUAUCCAACAUGGUCUCAUUUACUAUUUUCCAGUUACAUGUGAGAAAGGCGUAUGGAAUAUUGUACCAGGGGCCUCCAAUGAUGGAUGAUUCCAAGGAAGAGGAACCGAGGAGUGAAAAGGAAAGUGAAGUAAUAGCUGAAACAAAUGAGAAGUUAUCAUUAAUAUUGGAUUUGGGGGAAGGUGGUGGUGGUGAGUUUGGUUGAUGGUGGAUAUGAUGGUAGUUUGGCUGAAAGGGAUAGGUCUAUGUUCUUGUUUGCUGGGUUGUUCUUGGUUGGCUGAGUUUCCAUAUAAAGAUGAUGAAGAUUCUUAAUUGAGUUUUUUAAUUUUUUUAAAAAACCAUGAAUUGUUCUUGGUUGUUUACUUUGUAUGAUGAAGAUUCUUACUCAUAAACAAGUUUUUUGCUUUAUUUUGUGACCCAUGUAUAUGUAAUCUUUGUAUUGAUGACAUUAGGCACAGUGAUUUUUAACCCGAUCAAAUUUCAAAUAUCUAAUGAAGAUGAUGUAUGAAGAUGAAGGUACAUACGUGUUGUGCACUUCAUCUAUGGUUCCUCUUGCA
Lotus japonicus is the source of this 3118-nucleotide messenger RNA. RefSeq lists its product as uncharacterized. Lineage: Eukaryota; Viridiplantae; Streptophyta; Magnoliopsida; Fabales; Fabaceae. The record is from RefSeq and is a predicted model, not a curated record. The transcript has 3 exons. Bases 98 to 1357 code for a protein of 419 amino acids.